AUGGCUAGUAGUUGGAGUAGCAGUGAAAAUGUAAAUGAUAUUACAAUUGAUGAAAAUUCGUUAUCAGAGGAUCUCCUUCGAGAUAUCGAAUUAUUUUCAGAACAUAUUAAUAGACUACGAAUUUCAUUAGAUUCGUCAUCAUAUGUACCAGAUGGAGAAUCUAAAUGUGUACAAGUACACGCAGCAUUAUCUAUGGUAUCACAAUCUGUUCGCGAUCUUCUAGUUCGUUAUCCACUUUUCAAAACAUCUCAUGUUCUCAUACCAACUAGUCAAUUGGUACAUAGUAUUAAAGAGAUUAAUUUUGCCGAUGCCGUAUUAGAUGCAUCAAAAACGUUAGCUUGCAUUGACAAAUUAGAAGGAGCUGUGGGAAAUACAUUGAAACAAAGUUUAGAUGUCUCAAUUAGUAUGCUUAAUAUAACUAAUAAGAAUAAAAGCGAACCGGGAAACACAAAUCGUUUAGUUGGAAAAUAUUCAACACCAACAAUGAGUUCACAAACACCAAAACCAUCAUCAAAAAUUCCAUUAAUUAGAAGACAUUCAUCAUUUAAACAUAAAUUUUCAUAUGAUAAUAAUAGUCCUCUUAUUCCUGGUGAUAAGUUAGAUGAAUUUUUAGCUGAUCAAGAAGAUGGAAUUAGUGUAGCAUUUGAAUGUAAUAAAAAUCAAUCAAAACAUUUUAAAGAUAUCAUAACAUAUAUUAAAAAAAGAAUUGAUCUUGAACAUGAACAUGCAUCAAAAAUUAUGGCAUUAACAAAAGAAACUCGUACUGCAUUUAAAAAUGAAAAACAUUUACCAUUAUUGGAACAUUAUAUGGGAUGUUUUGAGUGUGAUCUUAAUUUUUGUGAAAAUGUUUAUAAAGUUUAUGAUUCUAUAAAUGAUAAAGUUAAAGAAUUUGAAAAAAAACGUGAAGAACAGGAGCAUUUUAAAAGAUCAUUAAAAAAUGAAUUUUCUAAAGAUAUUAAAAAAUUAAAGGAUUGUGAGAAUGAAUUGAUUAAAGCUAGAAAUGUUUUAGUAUCAAAAGAAGAUGGUUAUAUUAAGGCAAAAAAUUCAACAUUAAGAUCAGAAAAAAAUGUUAUUUCAUUUAGUUACAGUAUUGAUCCUAAAAGAAGUUUAAAAGAGAUGGAUAAACGCAAAAGAAAUGAAGAUUCAGCACUUGCAAAGGUCGAUGAAGCAAAAAAUUAUGUUAAAAAGAUGGAAGGUGAAAUGUGUCGUAAAAUACAAAGCGUUGAUAGAGCUAAGAAAGCUACCAUAAGUCAGUUACGUGAACUUAUCUAUCAUUGUGAUCAAUCAACAAAGGCUUGUUCAAUAUAUUAUUUUCAGGCUCUCUCUGAACUUUGGGACUCUUUACCUGGUACAUAUCAAGAGUUGUCAGAUGCUAUAAGAAAUUACACUCCUGGAACUGAGUACAUGUCAUUUCUGCAGAAUCUUCCUAAAAGACCCCUUUCGACAUCAUCAGGUCUAAGAAAAAACCUUGCAAAGUGUGAAAGUGAUGAGUAUCUUUUAAAAAAUAACUCCAAAAAUAAAAGUUUAUUUGGUGGUGAUAGAUUAUUUGGAGACAAUGAAAUAUCAGCUGCUGUAGCAAGAAGAAGAAAUGCUCUUAAUUUAGAGGACCAUCAUGCUAUUCCGUUAGCUCAUACAUCAAGACGUCAAAAAAAAAGCAUGAGUCGACUUUUUGAUAGUAAUAUAGACGAUCCAUCGGAAGCUGCAAAAUCUCAUAAAUUACAAAGAGUCCGCCAACCAACAAAAUGUUCAUACUGUGAAAACAUUUCUCUUCUUUCUACAUAUCAAUGUACUAAUUGUGAUACAUUUUAUCAUAAAACAUGUUUAUCUAGAUUAACAGCAUAUUGUAGUGAAGGAAGAAGAACAUCUAUAUUUGGAAUUCCACUUGAAGGUUCAUUAUCAAUUGAAGAAUGUAAAAUUCCAUUUAUUCUUGAAAGAUGUAUAUAUGAAAUUGAAAUUCGUGGAAUGAGAUGUAAAGGUAUUUAUAGAACAUGUGGUGUUAAAAGUAAAAUUGAACAAAUAUGUGAAGAUUUUGAAAAACUUGAAACAGAUAAAGAUGUUAAAUUAUGUGAUAUUCAUCCUAUGAAUGUUGCUUCUGUCAUUAAACUUUAUUUAAGAAAACUUCCUGAACCAGUAAUGACAUUCUCUUUACAAAAAGAAUGGAUUAAUAUUGCUAAUGCAAUUAAUCCUACUAAUCCUGAUUUAACAAAAUUAAUUGAAUGUUCUAAAAAACUUCCAUUACCAAAUUAUACAACAUUAAAAUAUCUUUUAAUACAUUUAAAUCGUGUUACAUGGUAUGAAUCGGAAAAUUUGAUGAAUGCAUUUAACUUAGCUAAUGUUAUUGCACCAUCAUUAAUGUGGACAAAAAUGCCAAGUCCAAUAAUUCGUAAAAAAUCAUCAAAUUCAAAAGAUAAAAAAAUAUUCUUAGAUCAUGCAACAUUAUAUUCUGAUGCUCAUAAUCAAACAAAAGUAUUUGAAUAUUUAAUAAAAUAUGCUUAUGAAGUUUUUGGAGUUGAUAUUAAUGAAGACAAAAAACAAUUUUUUGCUAAAUUUCCUUCUAAUCGUCUUGAUGAUUGGGAUGAACCAACAACAACAACAGAACUUAUAGAUGAAAUAGAUGAUAUUGAUGAUAAAGAUGCUUUUGGAAGUGAUGGACAUUUAGAAUAUAUUUCAUCUACUAAUAUAUCAUCAACAUCUAAAAAAUCUUUAAAUAAUGUUUUAUCUGCUUCAAAUUUUGUAAAAGAAUCAUUGUCACAAGGUGAAUUAUUAUAUAAAGAUGAUAAUAAUACUAAUGUACCUUCAUCUGGUAAAGUUGAUAGAUAUUUAUCGCAAAAUAUGAUGUCAAAUAUUGAUAAAGAAGAAAAAAAUCUUCCUAGUGAUAAAUAUCCAUAUACAACAUCUAUUUUAAUAGCACCACAAUCAGAUAGAAAGGUAUAUUAUAGUCAAUCUGAUAUGAUAGCAGAAAAUAUGUCUAGUCCAGCAACAUCAUCAAGUGGAAAAAUACAAUCAGGAGAUGUUACAGUUGAUCAUUAUAACAAAUCAACCUUUUUAAAUCAUGGUAAAAUUGACAAUCAUUCUAAAAAUACUCAAUUAUCUGCCGACAUUCGAAGUUCCAUAAAAGGUCCUUGUUCAUAUGAAUCAGAUAGAUGCUCUUCAGCCAAAGUUACAUCAAAAAAAUUUGACUCACAAUCAUAA
This is a messenger RNA of Strongyloides ratti, 3192 nucleotides long. RefSeq names its product Rho GTPase-activating protein domain and FCH domain and Protein kinase C-like, phorbol ester/diacylglycerol binding domain and Rho GTPase activation protein domain-containing protein. The transcript has 13 exons. Gene Ontology annotation, molecular function: GTPase activator activity. Gene Ontology annotation, biological process: signal transduction; activation of GTPase activity. Lineage: Eukaryota; Metazoa; Nematoda; Chromadorea; Rhabditida; Strongyloididae. The record is from RefSeq and is a predicted model, not a curated record. The coding region runs from base 1 to 3192 and encodes 1063 amino acids.